Molecule: messenger RNA, 1661 nt
Organism: Neurospora crassa OR74A
Lineage: Eukaryota; Fungi; Ascomycota; Sordariomycetes; Sordariales; Sordariaceae
Product: LAP2
Exons: 3
Coding region: 198-1406 (402 amino acids)
Biological process (GO): proteolysis
Molecular function (GO): metalloexopeptidase activity
Source: RefSeq, a predicted model, not a curated record
GUCAAGUCCCCAGGCCGGCCUUGGAACAGGCACCUUGUUGGUCCCCAGGUCCCAUCGCGCGGUGAGACCCGGUCCCGUCUCUUUCCCAUUCCGUCGCAGCGCAUCCUCUUCAUCCCAUUCAGUUUCCUCCCUCUUUCAUCCAUCAACCAAGUCAACACACACUUCAAACACCAUCGCAACAUUCACCAACAGCUACAAUGAAGAUCUCAAACGCAUCGCUUCUUGCGCUGCUGCUCCCCGCGGCAAGCGCCCGCUUCGUUGAGCAGGCCGAGCAGAAUCGCGUCAUGCUCUUCCCUGAUGGCAUUCCUGAGGAGCCCAAGUCAACGACGAAGUACCACAUUGAGCUCUCGCCCGGAGACACCAGAUGGGUUACGGAGGAUGAGAAGUGGGAACUCAGACGUAAUGGCCAGCGCUUCUUCGACAUCACCGACCAUGCCGAGCUCGGUACUUUCAACAAGCGCCCCUACAAAAAGAGUGUCUUCCCAAAGAAGCCGACACAGAAGAAGGACCUCGAGCCAUUGCUCAAGAACCUGUCCAAGACUGAGAUGGAAGACCAUCUCACCACUUUCACCUCUUUCCACACGCGGUAUUACAAGUCCGAGAGCGGACGUCAAUCGAGCGAAUGGCUCCUCAAGCAAGUGCGUGACACCAUCAAGGCCGCUGGCGCCGACGAUACCGUUACUGCUCGCCACUUCGAGCAUGCUUGGGGUCAGAACAGUAUCAUUGCCACCAUUCCCGGCAAGACCAAUGCCACCGUAGUCAUCGGCGCGCACCAGGACUCGAUCAACCUUUGGCUUCCUUCCGUUCUCGCUGCCCCUGGCGCCGACGACGAUGGCAGCGGUACCGUCACUAUCCUGGAGGCUUUCCGUGUGCUGCUGCAGUCCGAGGACAUUAUCAAGGGCAACCACGAAAACACCAUCGAGUUCCACUGGUACAGUGCCGAGGAGGGUGGUCUUCUUGGCAGCCAGGCCAUCUUCACCACAUAUGAGAAGGCUCGAAGGGACGUCAAGGCCAUGCUCCAGCAGGACAUGACCGGCUUCGUAUCCCGCACCCUCCAGGCCGGUGAGGUGGAAAGUGUCGGUGUUAUCGUCGACUAUGUCGACCCAAACCUGACUGAUUUCAUCAAGAAGAUCAUUGUCGAAUACUGCGAUAUCCCCUACGUCGAGACCAAGUGCGGCUAUGCCUGCUCUGAUCACGCUUCUGCUUCCAAGGCUGGAUAUCCCUCGGCCUUCGUCAUCGAGUCUGCUUUUGAGUAUUCGGACAACCACAUUCAUACUACCGACGAUCUCAUCAAGUAUCUCUCGUUCGACCAUAUGCUUCAGCACGCGCGCAUGACUCUGGCUUUUGCCUACGAGCUGGCCUUUGCCGACUUUGCCAAGUUGGAGAAGGGACACGGUGAUCUUUAGUGAGGUAUUCAAGUUGGCAUAGGGUCAAUAUAGUAUAGCGCAGCUCCAUUUGGGAUAAGAGCGGUUUUGGGUUGGGAAUACCCAUGUUUUGUUUGGGUUUAUGGAUGGUUAUGAAUAAUGGCAGAUAGGAUGAACAUGAUUAUUAACUUGGUUCCGGGCGUUGAGCCAUUGCUCAGUGUCUCGCAGUUUGCUCCCAACGCCUGGUUUUUCGCACAGACUUUUCGAACACUACCUACCAUGAUAAGGGAUCCUGCG